AUUUACCAAAUAAAUUGUACGACAAAUAACUAUUGUGUAUACGUCCUUAUUGUGUUCAUUAAGAUCAUUUAACUUCUUAAUAUUGAAGCGUAGUAUCAUUUUGUUUGGGCUCCAUUCGAUACACGAAUAAAUUGGUCGUAGAUAUGUAAGGAAAUUAUAAAAAUAAAUAUCGUUGCGAAUAAGUGAUCUGAUUCUUUUAUACGUAGUAAUUACAUGUGAUAAAUAUGAGAGUGUAUGGAAUAUUCAAAGAAGGCAGUAAGGUCAAUCAAAUAAUAUGCGCGUUUUUCAUAAACCUACCCGUAUUCGCAUACGGAGCGAGUAUAGGAUGGAUGUCCCCAAUGACUCUGCUCUUGCAGUCAGAUAAGUCUCUCAGAGGCACCCCUCUCACAGACCUUGAGGUAUCAUGGAUGGCAGCGGUUGCCUAUUUAGUUUGUGUCCCGGGCGACUUUAUUAUGGCACUCUUGGGAGACCAUAUCGGACGCAAGCGAACAUUAAUGUUGAUUUCUUUGGCUAAUGCUCUAACAUGGAUAAUACUAUUAUCUUCUACAGAAAUAUGGGCUCUUAUAUUAGCAAGAGCUUUGGUUGGAAUCGCCAUGGCAGGGAGUUAUGUUACUUGUCCUAUAUAUACGAAGGAAAUUAGUGAUGACAAUGUACGAGGUGUUUUGGGUUCCUUGGUGGUUCUUUUCCACACUACGGGAAACUUAUUUCUUUACAUCAUAGGUGAUUAUUUAAGUUAUAAUACUAUUCUAUGGAUUUGCCUCAUGAUACCUACCUUUCAUCUAAUUGUAUUCAUGAUGAUGCCAGAAACACCUUCGUACUUAAUCAAACGUGGAAAAGCUGAGGAAGCUGGAAGAGUUCUAGCAUGGCUACAUUCUAGAAAGGAAACCCAUUCCUCAAUAACAAAUGAAAUUCAAUUACUACAGAGGGAACAGAAAAAUGACGAAGGCAGUAAUAAGUUCCUGAUUAAAGCUAUUUUUAAAGACAAAACGCUAUUCCAAGCCUUUCGUAUAGCAAUGGUACUCAGCUUAUCGCGCGAGGUUUGUGGAGCGAUACCAGUACUGAACUUUGCUGGUGAAAUAUUCGCAAUUGCUUCUAAGGAGAACAGUCUUGUACUAACACCAAAUCAACAAGCUAUGCUAUUGGGAGCUAUACAAGUCGCUGGUUCCGCUUUGGCUUCUUGUAUGAUAGAAAGGACUGGAAGAAAGUUCAUACUCUUCACAACAUCACUAAUAUCUGGGAUAAGCAUGUUCGUAUUGGCUUCAUGGUUCCUAGCAAUGGAUUAUGCCUUGAUACUGCCGAAUUGGGUGCCAAUAAUGACUCUGUGUUUAUGUAUCUUUUGUGAUUCGGGUGGUCUAGCGCCUAUGACUAUUGUCAUAUUGGGGGAAAUAUUCUCGUUCAAGUAUCGUGGAACUGUCAUGGCGGUUACAAUGUCAACAGCAUCUCUUGCAGACUUCCUACAGUUGCUUCUCUUCAAACCUUUAGCAAAUUCUAUUGGUAUUCAUGCAUCGUUCUAUUUCUUUGGUCUUAUCUGUGUCGCCAACGCCUUUUAUGUUCUGUUUUGGGUGCCAGAGACAAAAAAAAGAUGUCUAGAUGAUAUUUAUGAUGAUUUGAAUAAAGGGAGAACGAAACGAAAGGAUAAUUCGUCGGCUGUUGAGCAUAGAUUGUGAAUAAAUGUUUUAGUGCA
Messenger RNA from Colias croceus (clouded yellow), 1684 nucleotides. RefSeq names its product facilitated trehalose transporter Tret1-like. Lineage: Eukaryota; Metazoa; Arthropoda; Insecta; Lepidoptera; Pieridae. Gene Ontology annotation, molecular function: transmembrane transporter activity. The transcript has 9 exons. The coding region runs from base 225 to 1667 and encodes 480 amino acids. The record is from RefSeq and is a predicted model, not a curated record. Gene Ontology annotation, cellular component: membrane. Gene Ontology annotation, biological process: transmembrane transport.